GUAAAAGAUAGGAUGGUGGCGGGGAAGUGGAGUAUGUAUUGCCCAAUCUUGGCCUGUUGGCAGCCGAUUCUCAUCUUGAUGUUGGGAUCCAUCCUCUCAGGCUCUGCCACGGGUUGCCCACCCCGCUGUGACUGCUCGGCCCAGGAACGCUCAGUGACUUGCCACCGGAAGCGAUACAUGACCGUUCCUGAGGGCAUCCCCACCGAGACCAAACUUUUAGAUUUGGGGAAAAACCGCAUCAAGACUCUCAACCAGGACGAGUUUGUCAAUUUUCCUCACUUGGAGGAGUUGGAGUUGAACGAGAACAUCAUCAGCGGCAUUGAGCCAGGGGCUUUCAAUAACCUCUUCCACCUCAGGACUCUGGGUCUCAGGAGCAACCGGCUCAAACUUAUCCCCCUCGGAGUGUUUACGGGACUCAGCAACCUCACCAAGUUGGACAUUAGUGAGAACAAAAUUGUGAUCCUUCUGGAUUAUAUGUUCCAGGACUUGUACAACCUCAAGUCUUUGGAGGUUGGGGACAAUGACCUUGUCUAUAUUUCCCACCGGGCUUUCAGUGGGCUCAACAGCUUAGAACAUCUGACCUUGGAGAAAUGCAACUUGACCUCCAUCCCUACGGAAGCCCUCUCUCACUUGCAUGGCUUAAUUGUGCUACAGCUGCGCCACCUGAACAUCAACGCCAUCAGGGAUUACUCUUUUAAGAGGCUGUAUCGACUCAAAAUCCUGGAGAUUUCACACUGGCCCUAUCUAGACACCAUGACAUCCAACUGCCUGUACGGACUCAACCUGACAUCUCUGUCCAUCACCCACUGCAACCUGACAUCCAUACCUUACGUCUCCUUGAGGCACCUGGUCUAUCUUAGGUUUCUGAACCUGUCCUACAACCCCAUUGCCAGCAUCGAAGGCUCCAUGCUUCAUGACCUACUCAGGCUUCAGGAGAUACAGCUGGUCGGGGGUCAACUCUCGGUGGUGGAACCAUACGCUUUCCGGGGCCUGAACUACUUGCGGAUCUUGAAUGUUUCAGGGAAUCUCCUGAACACACUGGAAGAAUCAGCCUUCCACUCUGUGGGGAAUCUGGAAACCCUUAUCAUAGAUAACAAUCCUUUGGCCUGCGACUGCCGACUUCUCUGGAUCUUCCGACGUCGCUGGAGGCUGAACUUCAACAAGCGUCAACCCACCUGUGCGACUCCCGAAUUUGUCCAGGGGAAACAGUUCAAGGAUUUUUCAGAGGCGCUCCUGCCAAACUACUUCAUUUGUCGCCGGUCGCGGAUACGGGACCGCAAACCCCAGCAGAUCUUCGUGGACGAGGGCCACACCGUGCAGUUCAUCUGCCGUGCAGAUGGAGACCCACCUCCGGUCAUUAUGUGGCUGUCGCCAAGGAAGCACCUCAUCUCGACCAAAACCAACGGGCGGCUCACCGUCUUCCCCGAUGGCACUCUGGAGGUGCGCUACGCCCAGAUUCAGGAUAACGGCACCUACCUAUGCAUCGCCAGCAACGCAGGAGGCAAUGACACCAUGCUGGCGCACCUGCACGUCCGCAGUUAUUCCCCCGACUGGCCCCACCAACCCAAUAAGACCUUCGCUUUCAUCUCCAACCAGCCGAAUGAGAGUGAUGCCAACAGCACGCGUGCCACCGUGCCUUUCCCCUUCGACAUCAAGACCCUCAUCAUUGCCACCACCAUGGGCUUCAUCUCCUUCUUGGGAGUCGUGCUCUUCUGCCUGGUGCUUCUCUUCCUUUGGAGCAGAGGCAAAGGGAACACCAAGCACAAUAUUGAAAUCGAGUACGUCCCACGGAAAUCCGAUGCGGGCAUCAGUUCCGCUGCUGACGCGCCGCGCAAGUUCAACAUGAAAAUGAUCUGA
Molecule: messenger RNA, 1857 nt
Organism: Thamnophis elegans (Western terrestrial garter snake)
Lineage: Eukaryota; Metazoa; Chordata; Lepidosauria; Squamata; Natricidae
Gene: LINGO1
Product: leucine rich repeat and Ig domain containing 1
Exons: 1
Coding region: 13-1857 (614 amino acids)
Cellular component (GO): extracellular matrix
Molecular function (GO): protein binding
Source: RefSeq, a predicted model, not a curated record